GGUGGGCGCACUCGUCAGUCCGUCCCUCGCUGUGUCAGUGGAAAGACUUUUCCUCGCUACUUUGACGGAUACCGGGAGAGGUCGAGUGUUUCUUGGCUGAGAGGAAACUAUGGGCUUUUUUUCUCCAGACUGAUUGGGCCGCGAACUUAUAUUGGAACUUUGAAAACCAGCGCAUUUUAAAGCUUCAUAACUUUCUCUCGCAGCUUCCGUUUUGGAGUGUCCGCUAUGGCCGACAGCAAGCAGCCGCAAGUCAUUUUUUGCAACGACUCGCCGAAGAGAGUUCUGGUGUCAGUGAUCAAGACUACCACACCCAUCAAGGCUUCAAAAUUGGAGGCGAUGACGCCGACCAGCCCUGGCUUCAGCGACUUCAUGGUCUACCCCUGGAAGUGGGGCGAGAACGCCCACAAUGUGACACUGAGUCCGGGAUCGCUGAGCGGUGCGUCAUCCCCAACCGGUGCCACCAGAGAGGGCGACAUGUCUCCAUCUCCAGACCAGCUCAAGGAUGGAAUCAGAAGAGGGCGUCCUCGAGCCGACACCGUCCGGGAGCUGAUCAGUGAGGGCGAGACUUCUUCCAGCCGCAUCCGCUGCAACAUCUGCAACCGAGUUUUCCCCCGGGAAAAGUCUCUCCAGGCUCACAAGAGAACACACACGGGUGAAAGGCCAUAUCUGUGUGACUAUCCUAACUGCGGGAAGGCAUUCGUCCAGAGCGGUCAGCUGAAGACUCACCAGAGGCUGCACACCGGAGAGAAGCCUUUUGUCUGCUCAGAGAAAGGAUGUGGAAACCGUUUCACUCACGCCAACCGUCACUGUCAAAAGCAUCCAUAUUCACGCCUCAAGAGGGAGGAACCCAAAGAAGGACUGGACAAGUCUCAGAGUGUGGACAACAAGGCUGUGGCCGAGUGGCUGACAAAGUACUGGAAAACCCGUGAGCAGCGAGCCCCCACCACCUCCAUGGUGAAGCCCCAGGGGAAAGCCAGAGCAGAGGACCAGGAGCAGCAGGACCCCAUGGAGUUCCUCCAGUCCGAUGAGGAGAAUGGAGACAUGGAGCUCAUGGAGGAGGAGAAGGGAAUUCAAGGCGGGGCCGCCAGGCGUCGUUUGCAGGAGCAGCGAGAGCGCCUUCAUGGUGCGCUGGCUCUGAUCGAGUUGGCCAACAACCCAUCCACCUAAAUCCCCUACUCCCCAUGCCCUCCUCCUGCCGUAUGUGCUGUAGCUAGAAAUCACAGAUCAGCGACUAGUUUUCUAUCAAGCUUUGAUGCGAAACUGACCUGAGACCAGUGAUGCGGCCGGCGCAGUCACACGUUCCCUCCCCCACCUUCUCAGCACCAGGAAGCUAUUGCACCUUAUUCAGCUCUGGUUUGAUCCUCUAGGCUGCUAUUGUCGUAGUUUGACUCUAUGAAGAAUGUCUCUCUGUCUCUUCCGCCUUCAGAAGGCAAAGAGGGAGCCUAUCAUGUUUUUAAUAUUUCAUUUUGCACUUUGAAGGUAACGAGUCGAAGUAUGGUGUGAGAGUGUGUUUUUGGGUGUAUAUAAGGAUUGAGCUCGGACUGAAAACAGGGUGAGGUCGAAUAUAAAACGUGUUUAAGAUUCAUCUCCAGCAUCAUAAGCACUAAUUCACCGCCGCUGGUGAAGGAAGGUUUUUGGAGAGUGUUACUACCAGCAGUUUGAGCUUUUGGUUUGUAAGUUAACAGCUCAUCCACGUAUGCUUCAUCUAGUUCAAACAGCUUUAAUACGGAGUUCUCCGCUUCAUAGUCAAAUAUUGGUUCCUCACUUGGUUUCAUAUUGUACGUCGAGCCACACAUUUGUGCGAUGCUAGAGAAAUGUUAGGAUGCUUGUCUGGCCAAAUUCAAAGUGAUGCGUACAAAGAUGACUGAAAACACUUCCAGGUCUCAUCUGUCUCUUCAAAGAAAUUAGCACUUGAACCUCAAACUGAAACCUUCCAAGGAGAACACGAACACAUCAGCAGCUUGUUUUCACUUAGUUGAGAGUCCCCUAAAACAGCUAAAUGUUUUAUAUUGAAUUAAAACCAAGUUUUUUUCCAAGUCAAUUCAGCGUAGCUUCAACUUCAUAUCUGACUAAAGUGUCCACCUUGACUAAAACUGUCACUAAAAAAGUCACCACACAACAAUGGCGGCAGAUGUUUAUGUAAUUGGAAAUAUUCACAUCAUCUCUAGCACCUCUUCAGCUGAAAACACUGUCUCGUAGUCACUCACCAUUAACAUGAGAAAUAACUCAAGUACACGCAUUUCCUAGAUUGUGUGAAGCUGCAACUAAAUUCAUAAUCUUUUGUCGUGUCAAAAUCGCUUCCCGUCGGCUGCCUUUUAUAUUAAAAGGUGGCAAAUCUGACCUGUUCAAAGGUAAAUCGUACCAUGCUUCUUUUUUUCCUCUGCUGAUGACACACUGAGAAAGGGAAAUAUUUUUCACCAUGGAGACUUUGGAAAUCUCCAAAUUCCAACACUGUCACUGACGUCCAAGAAGCUUAUCAUGAACCUGACACUGCAGCGACACUACAACCUGAACACUGAAUUGACACCUCACAUUCAUAUUUUAGGAUCAGCUCAACAAAUCUAGCCCUUGUGUUGUAAAGCAGUUGUUGAUAAUCAAGACGCCAAAUGAUUUAUUUUACCCAACUGUAGUAUAUUUCCAAAACGAUAACGUCUAGACUUUUUUUUUUUUUAAAGAAUUAUGGCAUUUAAUAUAUUUACCUUCCAUUUCUUAGAUUGUUUGAGCACAAUAAACUGAGCUUUGAAGUUUAGAAUCUUUGCUAGUGUGUGUGUGUGACGUGUUCUGGUUCGCAAUGUUUUUGUUACACUUGUUUUUUCAAAGUAGGAUUUUCCCUGUUCAAUCAUUGUUGCUCUUCAAUAAACAUCCAC
This is a messenger RNA of Synchiropus splendidus (mandarinfish), 2867 nucleotides long. It is a transcript of the gene znf367, whose product is annotated as zinc finger protein 367. Gene Ontology annotation, cellular component: nucleus. The coding region runs from base 226 to 1167 and encodes 313 amino acids. Gene Ontology annotation, biological process: regulation of transcription by RNA polymerase II; central nervous system development. Gene Ontology annotation, molecular function: DNA-binding transcription factor activity, RNA polymerase II-specific; RNA polymerase II cis-regulatory region sequence-specific DNA binding. The transcript has 5 exons. Lineage: Eukaryota; Metazoa; Chordata; Actinopteri; Syngnathiformes; Callionymidae. The record is from RefSeq and is a predicted model, not a curated record.